UACGCAAGCUACAGAUUUUUCGUCGCAACAUCACAAAACAGCAAACAACAGCAACCGUUCCAUCUCGUGCCCCGGCCUUGCCAGUGCCGCAACACACCCAGCUAUGGGAUCCUGUUUUUCGGGGGACAACAGCGCCCCGUCGCCGGAACUACCUUUCCAGCCGAGUGGGGACAACCAGCAUGGUUCGAGGGAGACGCAACCUCCUGUGAACGCAGCCGAUGUCCAGCUUAACCUCGAGUUUGAUGGGAAAGACUUCUAUGACACGUACCAUUUAGGGAACGUUAUCGGGGAGGGCGCGUUCUCUAAGGUUUACUCGGCGACGGUGAAGAAGCCGGGCCCGAACCAAGGGUUGCAGGUGGCGGUGAAGUGCAUAGAGAGGAACAACCUUCCCAAGGAAGACGAGGAAGACCUCCUGGAGGAGGUGCGCAUUUUGCGGUCGCUCAAGCACCCCAACGUGAUCGACAUCUACCAGUUCUUCAAGGACGACCCAGACAACUACUAUGUUUCCAUCGAGUACAUGAGAGGCGGAGAGCUGUUCGACCGCAUCGUCAAAAAGGCGUUCUACAACGAGAAGGAGGCCCGCGACCUCUGCCGCAUCCUGCUGGACGCCGUGCGGUACUGCCACGACCUCGGCAUCGUCCACCGUGACCUCAAGCCCGAGAACCUGCUGCUCACCUCCCAGCACGACGAUGCCAACGUCAAGCUCGCCGACUUCGGCUUCGCCCGCAGCAUCAUGGGCGGCUUCGUGUCGACGCAGUGCGGGACCCCCGGCUACGUGGCUCCCGAGAUCCUCCGGGCGGAGUCAUACGGCACUUCCGUGGACAUGUGGAGCAUCGGCGUAAUCGUCUACAUCCUCCUGGGCGGCUACCCUCCCUUCCACGACGAGAACCAGACGAGGCUCUUCCGGAAAAUCAAGGCCGGCAAUUUCAAGUUCCACCCGGAGUACUGGCAAUCCACCUCUAGCGAAGCCAAGGACCUCAUCCGCAGGCUGCUCACGGUGGACCCAAAAAAGAGACUCACCGCCGCCCAGGCGGUCACCCACCCGUGGCUGCUCAGCAAGGACGACGACCUCCUCAAGCACAACCUCGGGGUUAACCUGGAGCAGCUCAGGCUCUUCAACGCCCGCCGCAAGCUGCGCGCGGCGAUCAAGUCGGUAUUGGCGACGCAGAUGAUGGCGGGCAAGUUCAACAUCGAGGCGCUGUAAACGUGGACUUGUUGUCUUGGUGCUUGAACUGGCCGGACCCUACACGUGGGGCGUAGAUGGAUAGAUGGAGAGCGAUACGGUUUGGAGCAUCAAUCCUGAUCGGUGACGGGAGGUGGAUAGACGCCUUGGCUGGCGGGGCGCGUGGGUCGGGGGGAUACUUCUCUUCCACAAACAAAUACACCCCUCGAGUCUCUUCCAUCCCGUCUCCCCCCCCCCCCCC
This is a messenger RNA of Ectocarpus sp. CCAP 1310/34, 1424 nucleotides long. The record is from the annotation of a GenBank genome assembly. Lineage: Eukaryota; Phaeophyceae; Ectocarpales; Ectocarpaceae.